Molecule: messenger RNA, 1011 nt
Organism: Biomphalaria glabrata
Lineage: Eukaryota; Metazoa; Mollusca; Gastropoda; Planorbidae
Product: probable glutathione S-transferase 7
Exons: 2
Coding region: 169-780 (203 amino acids)
Biological process (GO): glutathione metabolic process
Molecular function (GO): glutathione transferase activity
Source: RefSeq, a predicted model, not a curated record
CCUUCACGGCCGUAUAAAAACAGCUGAUAUCUUCCAGACCAGAAUAAACUGGUUACACUUUUUUAUCGCUUGUUGUGACCUCAGAGCGUACACGCCAGCUAGACUACACGAUAGUGAUCUAGAUCUAGUUGUUUCUUUCAGACGCAGGACAAUAAUUGUACAGACAAAAUGGCCGACGCUAAAAGCAUUAAAGUCAUUUACUUUGAUCUCAACGGUCGCGCCGAAGUGCUCAGACUCAUUUUAACAUAUGCAGGCAAAGAAUUUGAGGACGUCAGGCUGGCCAGGGAAAAGUGGCCAGAGGUCAAGCCCACAACCCCCUUUGGCCAGGUCCCUGUGCUGGAGAUUGACGGCAAGAAAAAGGCGCAGUCCAUCGCUCUAGCCGCCUUCCUCGCCCGGGAGUUCAAGCUGUAUGGGAAAGACAACUGGGACGCUCUCACCAUCGACACCGUGGCUCAGCUUGCUGAAGAUCUGAUCCAGUCCUAUGCCAGAUCCUUCCGCGAGAGCGAUCCGGUCAAAAAAGAAGCUAUCGUGACGGAGGUCAAAACAGAGGUAGGCCCCAAAUUCCUGGGCUUCUUCGAGUCGCUGCUGAAAGAGAACGGCACAGGGUUCUUCGUCGGGAACGACAUCACCCUGGCGGACAUCAUUAUCUACGACCUUGCUACCGGCUUCAUGAAGGUCGCUUUUGAAGCCAUCGACAAUUUCCCUCUUGUGAAAAAAGUAGUGGACACCGUCGGUGACAAUGAGAGAAUCAAGAAAUACGUAUCAGACAGAAAGCAAUAGGAUGUUUUAUGGUGGACAAACUAUUACAUAUUAAUUAUGUUGUUAUGUGUUCUUAGCGUCAUAUGUUGAAGUGAAUGCCUGUGGUGGUUGAAUAUGAAUUUGUUUUUUUCUCGUAAAAGAAAAGUUGCAAUAAAAUUUAUUACAAAGUUAAUUCCUUUAGUAGCUUGUGGUUUUAGUGAGCUGUGAGUCUAAUCCAGAUAGAGAGUAUUAAAUAUGAUAUGUACCAAAUUA